This is a messenger RNA of Cricetulus griseus (Chinese hamster), 2223 nucleotides long. NCBI's taxonomy places the organism in Eukaryota, Metazoa, Chordata, Mammalia, Rodentia, Cricetidae. The record is from RefSeq and is a predicted model, not a curated record.
UGCGGAAGCCGCCCUGGUGGGGUCCUCUUUGGCAGCUGGCUGUGAGCGGGAGGCCUGAGCGGAGAGCGGCGGCGGCGGCGCGGCGAGGUCCGGUCCGCUGUGCCCCAGCGCAAUGGAGGAGCUCGAUUGCGAGCCCGCAAUAACUUGGAUUCCAGGCGUGAAUUCCAAAAAGAAGCAAAUGUGUUUUGACUGGGGUCCCGGGGAGAUGCUCCUGUGUGAAACUUCCUUCAGCAAAAAAGUAGACACAUCCGAGAAGGUGCCGAGCUGCCCCUUUAUCUACAUCGUACGGAAAGAUGUAGAUGUUUACUCUCAGAUUUUGAGAAAACUCUUCAAUGAAUCCCAUGGAAUCUUCAUUGGCCUGCAAAGAAUUGAGGAGGAAUUGACCGGAAAAUCCAGGAAAGCUCAAUUGGUUCGAGUGAGUAAGAAUUACCGAUCAGUCAUACGGGCCUGUAUGGAAGAAAUGCACCAGGUUGCAAUUGCUGCUAAAGAUCCAGCCAGUGGUCGGCAGUUCAGCAGCCAGGUUUCCAUUUUGUCAGCCAUGGAGCUCAUUUGGAACCUGUGUGAGAUCCUUUUUAUUGAAGUAGCCCCAGCUGGUCCUCUCCUCCUCCAUCUUCUUGACUGGGUCCGACUGCACGUGUGUGAGGUAGACAGUUUAUCGGCAGAUGUUCUGGGCAGUGAGAACCCAAGCAAACAUGAGAGCUUCUGGAACUUGGUGACUGUCUUGGUGCUUCAGGGCCGGUUGGAUGAGGCACGACAAAUGCUGUCCAAAGAAGCUGAUGCCAACCCCUCCUGUGCAAGCAUGUGCCGCAUCCUUGGGGACCUGAUGAGGACAAUGCCCAUUCUCAGUCCUGGCAACACUCAGACGCUGACUGAACUGGAGCUGAAGUGGCAGCACUGGCGUGAGGAAUGUGAGCGGCACUUGCAAGACAGCACGUUCGCAGCCAGCCCCCGCCUGGAGGCUCUCUGCAAGGUGUGGGCGGGGGCAGGCCAGGGCUGGGCACUUCUUUGGGAACCUGGCAUCCAGGCAGCAAGCAGCUGGAUUUUCUUUGGAGAGCCGCCCCACCCCCCCUCCCACCCGCACCCCCACCCCCACCCCCAGUCUCUGCUUCCAUCUUGGGAGAUUGAGUUGGGCUAUCACCUUCCACAGUCUAGCCUGGACAUGUUUCUGGGGGGUGAGAGCAGUCCAGAGCCACUGGACAACAUCUUGAUGGCAGCCUUUGAGUUUGACAUUCACCAAGUGAUCAAGGAGUGCAGCAUUGCCUUGAGCAACUGGUGGUUUGUAGCUCACCUCACCGACCUUUUGGAUCACUGCAGACUCCUCCAGUCACACAACCUCUAUUUUGGUUCUAAUAUGAGAGAAUUCCUUCUGCUGGAAUAUGCCUCAGGACUGUUUGCUCAUCACAGCCUGUGGCAGCUGGGGGUGGAUUACUUUGACUACUGCCCGGAGCUGGGCCGAGUUUCCUUGGAGCUGCACAUUGAGCGGAUUCCUCUCAACACAGAGCAGAAAGCCCUGAAGGUGCUGAGGAUUUGUGAGCAACGGCAGAUGACCGAACAAGUUCGAAGCAUCUGUAAGAUCUUGGCCAUGAAGGCUGUCCGCAAUAAUCGUCUGGGCUCAGCCCUCUCUUGGAGCAUCCGAGCCAAAGAUGCUGCUUUUGCCACACUCGUAUCUGACAGAUUCCUCAGGGAUUACUGUGAGAGAGGCUGCUUUUCUGAUCUGGAUCUCAUUGACAACCUGGGGCCAGCCAUGAUGCUCAGUGAUCGACUGACAUUCUUGGGGAAGUACCGGGAGUUCCACAGACUGUAUGGGGAGAAGCGCUUUGCCGAUGCCGCUUCUCUCCUGCUGUCCCUCAUGACAUCUCAGAUCGCACCCCGCUCUUUCUGGAUGACUCUGCUCACAGACGCCCUGCCUCUUUUGGAACAGAAACAGGUGAUUUUUUCAUCAGAACAGACAUAUGAGCUGAUGCGCUGCCUGGAAGACUUGGCCUCAGGGAGGCCAGGGUGUGGUGAGCUGGAUGCCCAGAGACUCCAGGAUGACGACAUAGAGACCACGAAGGUGGAAAUGCUGAGACUGGCUCUUGCUCGGAAUCUUGCUCGGGCAAUUAUAAGAGAAGGCUCAUUGGAAGGUUCCUGAGAUAAGCUGAGGACAGUUGCAUUAUAGUAGCUUUGUAUGUCGAUGUAAAUAGAUUUUAAAAGAAUAAAUUCUCUUUUGCAAAUAUAAAAGGC